Messenger RNA from Saccharomyces kudriavzevii IFO 1802, 1125 nucleotides. RefSeq names its product Jnm1p (gene JNM1). The coding region runs from base 1 to 1125 and encodes 374 amino acids. Lineage: Eukaryota; Fungi; Ascomycota; Saccharomycetes; Saccharomycetales; Saccharomycetaceae. Gene Ontology annotation, biological process: mitotic spindle organization. The transcript has a single exon. Gene Ontology annotation, cellular component: dynactin complex; cytoplasm. The record is from RefSeq and is a predicted model, not a curated record.
AUGAACGUCAUAGAUUUAAGUGAUCCAGCAAUUAGUGUAGAUUAUGAUAGUUUGAUUGGUAUUAAUGAUGAAGAUUCUCAAGGUAUUUUCGAGAAUGAGGUGAAGGAAGAUGCACAGCAAGAACAGCGAGAAGAAUUAUUUCCCACUAACGAUGGGCUCAUUGUUGAACCCAAACGUGAUGUUGAGAGCCUGAGAAGGGCUAUUAGAGAUCAAUUGUUGUUCAAUGUGCACAGGCAGAGACAGUCGGAUUGUGUAGAAGAGAGGAGAGUGAUCAGCGAUGAAGAUAAUGAAAGUCGACAACAAAAAUUAGAAAGAAUAAGGCAAGAGUUAGAGGAGCUGAGAAUGGAAGAUUCAGCUCUUGAAACGCAAAAUGAGAUUAAGGAGUUAUGCAACCUUCAAUCAAGGUUAGCAAUAGAGUCGUCAAGAAGACUCGCCAUUUUGCAAAGGGAGCUCAUCGGGGAAGACAAAGGUCAAACUGCAGUGACAUUACCCAAUAUAUCGCUUGAUUUGACAACCAUCAAGAAACUAAAAAAUCUAGAUCAGAAAAUAUCGGAAAUGGAACGAUACGUUGGUGCACCAAAAGUUCCAGAGGACCGAGAAGAUAGUAAAUCGGUGUAUAGUAAGGUGAAUGAACUAUAUAGAAGCAUACAACUUCUACAAGACGAUGAAAAACUGCCAAAGUUUCAAGCAAGACUGAUGGAACUCAAUAAACAAUUCGAAAACUCGUUGUUGGGCAAAAAAAUGCAACGAGAUCUGAGAUUGAGAGAUGAAACCAUGAGCAAAGUUAUUAAGCCCGAAAGCAAAAUAAGAGAAAUAAAUAGCAUGUAUGCUAUGUUCCGGCAGUAUCGAGAUUCGCUGCCGUUGUUGGCCGAUAGAAUGAAGAGUCUGAACAAAAUGAACAAUCGAGUAUUGGAAGUGUACGAAACGACAAAAGGACUGGAUUCACAGAUUGCAAGCGUCCGAGAACAAGAACAGUUAUGGUUCAAGACCUUAAACCAACUGGAUAAAAAAUUCGAUGAGCAAGAGGUGAAAAUUCGCCUAAACAUGGAUCAAAUUAGGCGCAAAAUCGAUUCUCUCGAGGACAACGUUCUACAGAGGAGCAAUAAACACAAAGUACAAGAGUGA